This is a messenger RNA of Carica papaya (papaya), 815 nucleotides long. Its product is annotated as protein PHLOEM PROTEIN 2-LIKE A9-like. The record is from RefSeq and is a predicted model, not a curated record. NCBI's taxonomy places the organism in Eukaryota, Viridiplantae, Streptophyta, Magnoliopsida, Brassicales, Caricaceae.
CUGCUAUAUAUCGUUAAUUAGGUGUUUUCAUACGAUAGAGAAAGAUAAUUAAAAAGAAAAAAAAAAUCCUUGCAUCCAUUGACAAUGUCUUCAGUCUCCAAACCCCAUCACGAGGCGUGCGAUACCAUGUCCCUGAAUCUGGAUCAGCUCUGGAAAGAGCAAGGAGAUGGUAAGAUUAGAGUCUGCACGUUAACACCCAAGUAUCUUAACAUUGUAUGGGGCAACGACGAUCGCUAUUGGAAGAUACCAAAAGAUGAUAAAGGGAAGGAGCUUGAAGGUCUAGCGGAGCUGGUGCAGGUGUCAUGGUUGGAGGUAACAGGUGUGGUUCCGUUACCCGAGGUGACGGUGGGAAAGAAAUACAAAGUGAGGUUUCAAGUGUCUCUAAUGGCAAAACACGCAACCAGCUGGGGAAGUUGUCCGGUUUUUCUGAUGGCAAAGGUGGGGAAAAAAGGAAAGUAUAGCUGGAAAAGAAUCAAGUCUUUAAAUUUAAGAUCAAGUGGAGAUGAUGAAGUUCCUUUCCUAAUUCCUGACAAGGAUGAUGGAGAACUUAUAGUUACAGUAACUUCAGGAUCAGCUGAUAAUAACCUUCUGUAUUUUGGGUUGUACGAAGUGUGGAGUGGAAAGUUGAAGAAAGGUCUCAAAAUUCAUCAUGUUUGCAUAUCAGAAUGUUAAUUAGACUAUAAAUAGUAAUUUAAACUUUUUGGGUAAUUAAUUCAAUCAAUUAUUACCCGAACUAGAUAUAUAUAUAUAUCUAUCAUGUAUUGAUUAUUUUUAUAAUUUCAUAACGCUCUACUUGGUUAUAUAAUAUAAUUAAU